AUGCCAAGGACAAGCGGCUUUACGGAGGCUGAAUUGGCAGCGUUCGAGUGGUCAAAGAACCAGAAAAGGGUGGAAAAACCGCAAUAUCGCAAGGGUUACGGCUCCAGGAGGAGGUCAUUUAGUGAGACGUCGCAAAGUGACUCGGAUUCCUCCGCGGAUUACGCGGCAAUUAGGGGCUCCAGGCACAGGCAUGAAAGGGGAAGUAGACGCUAUAGGUCAAGAUCUAGGAGCGGAGGCCAUAUGAGGUCGAAAACUCGCAGGAGACGGUCCCGUUCUUCCUCCAGGAGCAGUUCCAGAGGCUCUCGUUCGAGGGGUCAUAGACUUUUUUCCAGGUACCGUAGUACAUCUUCCUCCACUCCAAGGGACCCUUAUAAUCCGCUAAAACUCGCCCACAGGAUGGAUAGAGGGAAUGUGCGUGGUAGGAGGCAAGGAAAUAGUGACAGGGAUCGCCGUUCUCCAGAAAGAAGCCAAGAUGAGAGAUACACAGAAUCGCAUGUUGAGAAGGAUGACGGUAAAUGGAAACAUGAUUUAUACGAGAGCGAUGGCGAGAGAGCAGCAUAUGAAGCAGAUUUGAGGGCUCAAAAGCAGAACACAGGAUACGUUGUUGAUACCAGAAAAGGUGCCUGGCGCUCUAGAGCUGGAGGCGUCUACCUAUCCCCAAAGGAGGAGGUUGAUGAAGAUUUGUAUGAGAAUCGCAAGAGAAGUAGCGGUAGGUCAUCUCCCAGUUAUGGCCGAGAUUGA
This is a messenger RNA of Theileria equi strain WA, 741 nucleotides long. RefSeq lists its product as hypothetical. The transcript is spliced from 4 exons. The record is from RefSeq and is a predicted model, not a curated record. Bases 1 to 741 code for a protein of 246 amino acids. NCBI's taxonomy places the organism in Eukaryota, Apicomplexa, Aconoidasida, Piroplasmida, Theileriidae.